ACUCACCGAUCCUUUCUAUCCACUGUCGCACCUCCCACUUCAUCAAACAUCAUUCCUUCCAUAUGACUCUUUCACAAUCUCUUCUUCCCUUAUAAAGCAAGCUCUCAACAUGUAGGCCAUUAUUGACUCACCUUUUCUAAAUAUCUUGUAAAAUUAUUUAUUGUAUUUGUAUUGCAUUGUUUAUUGUAUUUGUAUUGCAUUGUAUUGUAAUAUUUGUUAGCGGAUAAUGACACUUGAUAAGAAGCAAUUUGCAUUUAAUUGAAUUGAACACUACUCACGAUUUAUUUAGCCUAGGCAAACCAUCAAUCUACUGAAAUGGGGUUUUCUCAUAUGAUUAAAAUUAGAAUUUGCAUAAGCCUAUCUACCCGGUAAGCAAAGAAACGUUCGUCAUUGCGCAACCAGAGCCGCACAUACUGGUAUCCUCAUCAUACUGUACUAAAUAAAACACGAUUAAGUUCAACUUAAAAACACAUAUACUUGAUUUAAGGCCUAAGUAUCGUAACAUAAGUGAAGCUUAGAACCACGAAUCAGAGUCCAACAGAAGGGUUGUACGUCGAGAUGAAUUCACACAUGUUAAGUUAUCUACAUGGUUUCCUCUCAUACACUCGUAGUUAUAAUUUGCGUGUGCUUGCUGGCGAUGAGCAGAUUGGAACAGCAUAUAAACAAGCAAAACUGAGAGGGAGACUUCCUUUUAAUAGAUCAAAAAUUUUAAUUUUAGGAGAUCACGGUGUGGGAAAGACAUCAACAUGUAGACGCUUACAAGGAAAAGAUUUUAGAGAUGACGAGGCUAGCACGGUAGGAAUUGAAACAAAUACUGUUAAAGCAAAUGAACCAUGGUGGGCAGUAUCGCAUGUGGAAAAAACAAAUAAAAUCAAAACUUCCAAAACGAACAACAGAUAUUGGAGAAUAAUUGUUGAAGAUGUAUUUUUCCCGGUUUUAAUAUGUAUUCCAAUAAUGAUACUUUUUAAAUUUUUAGUCUUUGGAUUUGGUUUUAUUGUAUGGGUAUAUAUUAUUAGCUUAAUGUCUAUAGUUGACAUUCACUCUGCAUACCGUUUUGGGUGCGGAUUUGCUUUCCCGAUUGUGAUCAUUGAUGGAGCAUAUAUGGAAUUAACGUAUUUUGACCACCAAUUACGAGAUAUGGAAACAGAUGUACUAAUUAAUAUUGUUAAGACAGUUAUAUUGUACGGAGCAUUUAGUAUUGUAACUGGUUUCAUGGCAGUUGCUGGUGGGCGGACUGGUGUCUGCGUAGCACUAUGUUUUAUGGUUCACCCACUUCAAAAAGAUUGUUCGUAUACAAAGAUCAUGGAAACUGUACACACGUCUUAUUUAGAAUUCAUACUUUCGAUGUUAGUACCCGGUUUGUCUGUUCUUGUUUUUAAAAAUGUUCACGUUAAAUUCUUGCAAUUAAGGUGGAUAAACUAUGUAUUUAUUACCGUAUUUCUUAUCAUAAAGUUUGUUAUUGUAAGUAUUUACAUUGGAUGGUAUUCCUUGCAAUUACUCAAGUGUUUUAUUAUCGUAGUGGUUGUCGGAUUGACAUUGACUGGCUGUAUGCUUGCAAUGAAAUGUACUGCGUAUGGGUACGUAACUCAAAGCUACAUCAUCAAAAAAACAAUUGGUUUUAUUUUCGGUCUAUGCAUGGCAAAAUUGGUAAAAUGGGAAUUUAGAGACUUCACCGUUCUAUAUUUAGACGAACAUCAACAGACAUCGAUCCAGAUUCAUUUGUUUCCGGUUUUGGUAUAUAUCGUCCCAUUAAUAUCCUUUAUUGUGUAUGAAUGUUUAGCAUACAUUAAAGUCAGGAAUACAUUGGAUGUACCCCUAUCGCAUAUUUGCCAAUCUUUGAAAGCACAGUUUCGUAAUGAAUCCUAUUUAGAUGCUAGACUCAGUUUAUGGGACUUUGCAGGACAAAAGAUAUACUAUAACACACACCACCUCUUUAUGCCGAAGCAAGGUGUGUACUUGAUUCUUUUUAACGCCGCUGAAGCUGUUAGAAAUCCUGAAAAACAAAUCAAACGCUUAAAGUUUUGGCUGCAAUCAGUUGCUAUGCAUGCAGAAGUCGGAAAUGUUGUGGUUUUACUUGUAGGAACACGACGGGAAAGUGUUCGUGACAUGAAUUCUCUGUUAGAUUUCUCAAGACUGGCAAAGGUACAUCUCUACAAACGUUUCUCUAAGUUUAUUGCGUUUCAUCCAUCUGGAAAUAUGUUGUUUUACGUCGAAAACGCGCUAAACAAGGACGAAGAAAUCAAAACGUUACGAAAAGUAAUCCACAACGAAAUUACAAAUAUGAAGUAUUUUCAUGAAAAGUUUUCAGUAAAAUAUCUUUUGUUCAACGAAAUAUUGAAUAAGUUUCGCCUAAAGAAAUCUAUUAUAACGAGCUUGGAUACCAUUUCAGAGGAAGCAAAAACGGCAUGUGGUAUAAUGCCACAGAAUGAGUUGCGCCAAUUCCUGAACUUUUUUGACAAAUCUGGUGAUGUUAUAUAUAAAGAGCAUGAUAAGGUACUCCAAAAUUACGUAAUUUGUGACCCUCAGAUGCUUGUUAGCAUUUUGAUACACUUAGUUAAUGUACCUGCACUUCAUAAGAGAAAUCGAAAAGUAGCCGAUUAUUGGCAGAGAUUGGAAGACACAGGAAUCGUUGACAGCAGGUUGAUCGAGGAUAUCUGUCGGGAAGAGGGGAUCUGGACAAUGUAUCCUUAUGUUAUUCGUUUCUUAGUAGGAACACACCUACUGUUUCCGCUUAAUGUUGCUGAUGAAAUCGAUCAGGUUGGCAUAUUUUGUCUUUCGUGUCGACUGCCAAAGGUCACUCUGAUGUCAACUUUGUGGAACUACAAUGACCAAUCGCAAGAUAUCUUUUAUUUUGACUUUGGGGAAAUUCUACCAGAGUGUAUGUUUUUGCGCCUUAUUGCUAAGUGCUGUGAACGUUUUACUUGGGAGAAGAUCUAUUACGAUGCAGCAAGAUUCAGGACCAGUAAAUCAUGUCUAUUAUUCAUCAGCGCAAAUGUAGUAUCUGAGAAUAAUUCAUAUGAGAGAAAUCUGAUCAAAGUUGCAGUACAUAAUGACGACCAAACCCAGGUCACCUAUGUUCUAAACAAAUUGAUAUCCUUUACUGCAGAGAUAAUAAAUCGUGAUUUCAACUCUGACCACAGGGAACAGUAUACAUGUGGACCUAAAUGCGAGAGGUGUAGUUCCGUAGAAGGGAAAAUGUGUUUGGUGAAUCUUAUAACGCCUUGCAAUGAUGUCACUACAUUGGAUGGCUAUAGACCAGACCUCUAUCACAUGGUUUCACUUGAGCCGAAGCUCAGUUUCUCCUGUAGUCAUUGAUUGUCGAGAGUGUCCCAGCUGAUGAUUUGUGCUGAUGAUUUAUGGCCGUUAAAUACUACAACAAAGUCCAUUAAUUUAUUCAUCAAAAACAAAAUCUAACACGGAAUUUAUUCAAUGUAAUUCACUCGAAAUGCAAUAUCUUUUCGCUUUUUGUAUGAUCCAUUCAACAGUCACCCUCAUGUUUCUUGAAAACACGUCAGAUCUCUUUUCAUGUUAGGCCUAUCUAUGACUACUUUUAAUGCUGUAAAUUAUAACUAUAGACUAUGUAUGUUUUAAUUUGACUGUAUAUAGGCCUAGUCAGAUCCUUGUAGAAACACGUACACGUAAAAUAUUUUUUUUAUUCAUUCUUUAUUCAAUAAAUAUAAUAGAAUGGAACAUACAUCCGAGGUCACCGCUUGUAGGACCAAGCAUAUCCAGGGCGCAACAAUGCAAACAACAAAAGUUGCAGAAACAUUUAAAAUCAGUCAGUAAACCAGUGGCGUAGUCAGAAUAUUUUUGUAGGGGGGAGAGCAGUGUGGGUCCGUGAUAUUAUGUG
Anneissia japonica is the source of this 3850-nucleotide messenger RNA. RefSeq lists its product as uncharacterized. NCBI's taxonomy places the organism in Eukaryota, Metazoa, Echinodermata, Crinoidea, Comatulida, Comatulidae. The transcript has 4 exons. Bases 559 to 3315 code for a protein of 918 amino acids. The record is from RefSeq and is a predicted model, not a curated record.